AUAUCGCAUUUGUCGAUGACUUGUGAUCUGUGUGUCCAUUGUGUGACAGUAUAGUCAUCGCCAGUCAUGGACUUCAGCGCCAAGAGUUUCAAGGGGUUGGUGUCGGACGUGGGAACCGUCUUCACGCGAGCCAAACAGUACGCCGAAGAGACGAUAGGAACCGCUGAAAAGACCGAAUUGGACGCACAGUUCGAGAGUUUGGCCGAAAGGGCCGACAGGACUAAGUUGUGGACCGAAAGGAUCGUCUCGAAGACCGAAUCAGUAUUACAGCCCAACCCAAAUACUCGUUAUGGAGACAUGAUUUUUGACAAAUUAGGUCCAGAGAAGAGGGAACGCAUGCGAAACCUGGAGUCGUUGGGCACCGACAUGAUCGACGCCGGUAUAGAGUACGGUCCGGGAACGGUGUACGGCUCGGCGCUCAUUAAAGUGGGCAAAGCCGAGCAAAAUCUGGGCCAAACUGAGCGCGAAUUCGUGGCCAACUCUGACAGAAGUUUUGUGCAGCCGUUGAGGAAGUUCUUGGACGAAGACAUGAGAACUAUAACUAAAGAGAGAAAGAUUUUGGAGACCAAACGGUUAGACUUAGACGCGGCUAAGAAUCGGCUCAGAAAAGCAAAGACUAUGGAAUCGCAGACUAAUGUUAAGAUUAAGCCUGAAAUGAUCGCUAAGGAAAUCGAUCAGGCGGAACAGGAGCUGAGGUUAGCUCAGGAGGACUUUGAUCGUCAGAUAGAGAUAACACGACUUCUAUUGGAGGGAAUCAGUGCCGCACACUCUAAUCACGUCCGGUGUCUCAACGACUUCGUGACGGCGCAGAUAGCCUUCUUCGCCCGCUGUAAUCAACACAUGUGUGAUCUUCAGCGGGAACUCUCAACCGGUGCCAACGUAUCGAGUAUUCGCGGAACUAUUAACGACUUAACCUCUCCUUCAGAUGACAAUAAACCGAGUUUAGCGCCGGGAAAGCGAUACGCAAAAGCUCUCUAUGACUACGACUCUAAAGACAGUACAGAGUUGUCACUCAUGGCUAACGAAGUGAUUAUUGUCUCGCAAUCUGUCGACUUGGAUGCCGAUUGGAUGGUUGGCGAGAGAGGUUAGACACGCGUUGCGUUUAAGCCUACAUUUACAGACCAUUUAGUAAAUUACAACCUAUUUUACGCCCGCAUACAGGCGCCCAGAAAGGACGACAGUCCCGUUGGCUUAUCUCGAGAUUCUUAACUAAUUGUAAACUAUAUAUACAUUUAAUUAUAAAUCUUUUUUAACUCUUAUUAACUUUUAGUCUUAUUUUAUAAUUUAAAAAUAAAUACUGAGUUUUUAUAUUUAAAAACAUCUAUUGAGAAAACUAAUCAAUGAAUUCAAAUCAAUAUUUCCAUUAUAUGUGCAAACAUUUAGAAAAGUUUUUUUAUGCAAU
Oppiella nova is the source of this 1402-nucleotide messenger RNA. The record is from the annotation of a GenBank genome assembly. NCBI's taxonomy places the organism in Eukaryota, Metazoa, Arthropoda, Arachnida, Sarcoptiformes, Oppiidae.